This is a messenger RNA of Elephantulus edwardii (Cape elephant shrew), 930 nucleotides long. RefSeq names its product centromere protein H (gene CENPH). The record is from RefSeq and is a predicted model, not a curated record. Gene Ontology annotation, biological process: chromosome segregation; kinetochore assembly; mitotic spindle organization. NCBI's taxonomy places the organism in Eukaryota, Metazoa, Chordata, Mammalia, Macroscelidea, Macroscelididae. The transcript is spliced from 9 exons. The coding region runs from base 1 to 930 and encodes 309 amino acids. Gene Ontology annotation, molecular function: kinetochore binding. Gene Ontology annotation, cellular component: kinetochore; nucleus.
AUGGAGCAGCAUCCCGCGGAGAGCUCGGCCCCCGAGCGCACGGACCUCAGAAGGGAUGGCGGAGACGAGGGCACAGACCCCGGGAGGGUCGGCGACAAGGGCAUGGAUCCUGGAGGGGACGCAGACCCCGGAGAGGACGGCGACGAGGGCAUGGAGUCUGGAGGGGUCGGCGACGAGGGCAUGAACCCCGAAAGGGACGACGGCGGCGACGAGGGCAUGAACCCCGAAAGGGACGACGGCGGCGACGAGGGCGGCGGGCAGCCGGAGGCCGCUGGCGCCCUGGAGACGAGCAGAAAUGACCACAUGGCCCUGCUGCUCAGGCUGAGGGCACAGACAAGACAACAACUCUUGGAAUAUAAAUCAAUGGUUGAUGCAAGUGAAGAAAUAACUCCAGAAGAAAUCCUUCAAGAAGAACAAAUCGAAGUUAAAAUUGAAAGCCUGGAAAAUGAAAUUGAUGAGGCAAAAACUGCUCUUGAAAUUAAAAAUCUUGCAUUAGAAAGGAUACAACUUUCGGGUGCACUUACAAAUCACAUGGAAAAUACUAACAUCAAGACCAGUUGGCUCAUGGAUAACAUGAAACAUAUAUUGACACUAAAUAAAUCUAUAAUGGCAUCACAGCAGGAAUCUUGGGACUUAGAAGAAAAACUGCUUGACAUUAGAAAGAAGAGACUGCAAUUAAAACAAGCUUCACAAAGUAAGUUUUUAGAAAUUCAGACUGAAAAGAACAAACAGAAGAAGGAUAUGGAAAGUAUGGAAAAUUCUGAUAGGAUAAAUGCCAUACAACAAGAAUUACAGGCAGAGAUAAAAGUUGCUACAGUUGUUCAACAUGUGUUCCAGAACAUCAUUUUGGGGAGUAAAGUCAAUUGGGCACAGGAUGAUGCCUUAAAGGAAAUUGUUUUCCAACUUGAGAAGAAUAUCACCAUGCUAUAA